Mobula hypostoma (lesser devil ray) is the source of this 1325-nucleotide messenger RNA. It is a transcript of the gene epoa, whose product is annotated as erythropoietin a. Bases 153 to 755 code for a protein of 200 amino acids. Gene Ontology annotation, molecular function: erythropoietin receptor binding; hormone activity; cytokine activity. The transcript is spliced from 5 exons. NCBI's taxonomy places the organism in Eukaryota, Metazoa, Chordata, Chondrichthyes, Myliobatiformes, Myliobatidae. The record is from RefSeq and is a predicted model, not a curated record. Gene Ontology annotation, cellular component: extracellular region.
GUGGUGCCAUAACAACAACCUCUUACUCAAUGUCAGCAAGACCAAGGAGCUGAUUAUUGACUUAAAGCAGAAGGAAACUAGAUGUCCAUGAGCCAGUCCUCAUCAGAGAAUUAGAGUUGGAGAGGAUCAGCAACUUUAAAUUCCUCAGUGUUAUGAUUUUGGAAGACCUGUCCUGGGCCCAGCAUGUGAAUGGAAUUACGAAGAAAUUACGGCAAUCCAUCUCAGGACUUCUUGCAGUUCUAAUGAUGUUAUUCGGUUACAUAAAACCUGCAAAGUCAACUCCUCUCCAACCAAUCUGUGACAUCCGGGUGCUGGACAAUUACAUUAGAGAAGCAAAGAAUGCUGCGAAUACAGCGAAACAGUGUGAGGAAACCUGUGCACUCCCAGGAAAUUUCACUCUUCCGAAAACCAGUGUCAGCUACAGAGAAUGGGCAGCAAAGGAUAUGGGGACGAAAGCCAAGGAGGUCCAGGGUGGUCUCAAGCUGCUGGCUGCUGCGGUCCAGAAGGCCCAGAACAUGACAGUCAGCGGCAACAUGCUGUACGUAAUAGAGAGGAGCUACAGUAACAUCCGCAGCAUUGCACAGAUGGUGAAGAGCUUUGCUCCUGUUAUCGUUAAUGGGGAACAGCCUCCUGUACAGUCCACCUUCAACAGCAGGACGGUGAGGACCAUCUUUCACGUCUACCUAAACUUCUUACAAGGGAAGGUCAGAUUGUUUUUCCUCGAUACAGAAGCUUGUAAUCUGGCCACAAGCUGACGGCCCAGAUCAACACCAGCAGACUCUUGACGGCCGCUUCCCAUUCAAAUUAUAAACUGUAACCUUUGCAUAGUAAGAGCACAAAAAUGUACAGCACCAACAAGGAACGGUGAGAGAGGGAGAAGGAAACAAGCACGGUUAGUUCCUAUGAGAACUGAUGAGGAAAGCUAGACACCCGGCUCUGGAGAACUUGAUCAGAGACUCUGUUAAGUGCUCAGGACUUACAAUGGUUUGAACUCAAAGGCGCGCAUUAGAGAGAGAGAGAGAGAGAACUGCACCCAAGGACACAUUUGAAUGUGAUGAACCUCUCUGACUGGAAGUGUCUUGUUUUUAUUGAUGGCGCAAUCUGCUGUCGAGGGCACAGUUUUGUUCUGUAGAGUUUCUGUGAAUAUGGGACAUAAGAUUUUAAUAUUUGUAGCUCUGUCACCUAUUAGUCCUCAAGCCGUUGUUAUUGCUUAGCUUGCGGAUUAAAGUUCACCAGCAACCCGAUAAAAAUGGACGACUUCAGUCAAGUGUUUUGUGAGGAUGGUGAGUUCAAACACUGCUGCCAAGUUACUGAAGUUCAUCUCU